This is a messenger RNA of Planococcus citri (citrus mealybug), 1946 nucleotides long. RefSeq lists its product as uncharacterized. Gene Ontology annotation, biological process: transmembrane transport. Gene Ontology annotation, molecular function: transmembrane transporter activity. Gene Ontology annotation, cellular component: membrane. The record is from RefSeq and is a predicted model, not a curated record. The transcript has 3 exons. The coding region runs from base 179 to 1540 and encodes 453 amino acids. NCBI's taxonomy places the organism in Eukaryota, Metazoa, Arthropoda, Insecta, Hemiptera, Pseudococcidae.
AUCGUAGUACAUAGAGGAACUGUAUUAAAUCUGCCAAAUGUACGAACUAAACAAUAAUACGGACUUGCCCAAAAUGAAAAACUCGUUUCAUUUUAAUUCUGUCAAAUAGUUAUAUGACGUACAAAUGCCAACGUGAAAUAGUAAAGUGAAUAUUUGUGGAAUUUUCAAUAUUCAAAAAAUGAUACGCAAAGCUUACGUGAAACAAUUUUCAGUCCUGCUUCCAGUGUACUUCAGCACCUACAUGACCGGUACAACAACAGGUUGGCUACCAUGCGCAAUUUACCUAUACACAGAAAUCGAAGCAAAAAUAACUUUAGCCCCAUUCGACUACUUCUCCCUGGUUUCUACUGCUGAAGCUGGUAAAAUUCUAUUAGCCUUGCCAGCCAGUUGGAUGAUGGACAGAUAUGGCAGAAGUGCAAACAUCAAAGCAGCCGGUUACUUGCACGUGGUCGGUUGGUUUAUAAUCUGCUUCACCGAUAAUCUAUGGGUGAUAUAUUUCGCCAGGGUCAUUCUAGGAGGUGCAACAGCAUGUGCAAUAGCAGCAGCUUUGAUCAUGGUGGGUGAAAUAACCUCGGCCACGAUCAGAGGUAGAAUGACGUCACUGAUGCAGAUAUUCAUGUUACUGGGCAACGCAACACCGGCUGUGAUCAUGGCAUGGUAUCCAUCAUCUAGGGUACUGGCGUAUUUCAUCACAGGAUUAUCAGUUCUGUGUGCGAUUACCAAUCAACUUCUAAUGGAGUCUCCUUAUUUUCUGGUAUCAAAAUUGAACUUGAAGCAAGCCAGGGAGAAUUUGUCGUAUCUUCGGAGAGGUUACACAGAGGAGGAAAUUGAUUCAGAGAUGGAUAUCAUUCAAACUUACAUUAGCAACGAACAAAGACAUACCAGAUCUACAUCGAAUUGCAUAGGUCAUCUGAAACUGCCAUUCGUUAGGAAGCCUCUGAUCACUAUGUUCUUGUUGAAUUUUUUCAACAACAGUAGCGGUAUUCCGAUGCUGCUUUCGGUAUGCACCAUAGUAUUAGGUGAAAAUUCCCUCAUCGCUAAGAAAUGCUACUUUAUCGUCACCAUAAUAGUAGCAUUGAUUUUCGGCGGAGCUGUCAUCACGUUGAUUGAAUCAUUUUCGAGAAAACAUUUCUAUAUUUUUGGGGCUAUCAGUACGGGUAUUUUACAAGCCAUCAAUGGAUUCACUUGGUACAUUUACAACAUGGAAAAAAAUCAGUACUGGUAUUGGUUAUUUUUCAUCGGUAAUUUAGCCCUGGGUAUUUUCUGGAAUGGUAUUCUUUCACCCCUCAAAGGCACCGUACGAUCGGAGAUCUUACCUCAGGCAGCCAAAUCGACCGAGAACAUAUUGAGCUUGGUGGCUCAAGCAUUAGCCCUAGGUUCGAGUUUUCUAAUAUUUCACAAUACUAGUCUAAACGUCGCGUACUGGAUAUACGCGGUUUGUUGCGAGGUGCUCGCAGUCAUUAUAUACAUCCAAGUGCCGGAUGGCCGAGGGAAAACAUUAGCUUGGAUACAAAUGGAAUUGAAUGAUGAAUUGACGUGAAACUUUUAUUUCAAAGGUUUUGUGGAAAUUCCAAAUAUUUGCAAUUUUUCACUUCGUAUUACGCGCGUACGUAUCCAAUACACGUUCGCGUAUUGAUCUCGGAAAAACUUUUCCCAUACUACCCGCAAAACUUGUGCAUAGUUGAGAGUUCGCCAUUGUGGUUGUCAAUGGUUAUUUUCAAGGCUUUUGUCUUCUCCGUCGAUAAAAUCUUUUUAAGCGUGUGAUUUGUGGUCGGAUUCUGUAUCAUUAUUUUCCGAAGACGAAUUCUCCAACUUCGACCCAACAGGACGAAGACCCUGUAGUAUUUCGAAGGCGAACAAACUUCCAAUUUCAAUCAAUAGGUAGUAGUUUACGAAUUUCGCGAGUUUACACUUUCCAAAAACCAUGUAGCUUUUGGUAUUUACAU